AUGUAUAGUGAGAAAGCGAUCAAACUAGUUGCCAAUGAUGCAUUUAGACAGUUACUAAAAACAAAAAGUGGUACAUUGCCUGUACAUCGGCAGAUAGUAGCUGGUGGUUUGGCUGGUACCUGUCAAAUAGUGGUUACCACACCAAUGGAAUUAUUAAAAAUACAAAUGCAAAUGACUAAAGAGAAAAGUAAAAGUUCCAUACCAUCUGGUGUAACACAGUCGUCAACGUCUCCUCAAGCUGUUAAUGCACGACAAUUGGCCUUACAAUUAUUUAAAGAAAAAGGUAUUUUUGGUCUUUAUAAAGGAUUGGGUGCAACGUUUACGCGAGAUGUUUGUUUUUCAAUGAUGUAUUUUCCACUUUUUGCUUAUUUCAAUGAUAAGGGUAAAGAACCGGGUAGUAAUCAAGUUCCGUUUUAUCAUUCAUUUCUGAGUGGACUUGGAGCUGGAUCAUUGUCAGCAUACCUUGCAACGCCGUUGGACGUUAUUAAAACUCGUCUUCAAACGUUAGAAUAUAAAAAUCGAUAUAGUGGUAUUCUUGAUUGUGCUGGAAAAAUGUUUCGACAAGAAGGAGCAAGCGCAUUUUUCAAAGGUUCUUUAUUGCGUGUUAUGGUUAUUGCGCCAUUAUUUGGCAUCGCUCAAAUGGUCUAUUACCUUGGUAUUGCAGAAACGUUACUUGGUUUGAAACCAUUAGGUAGUCAAGCAGAAAAAAUGGUUGAAUCUGCCACACUAUUAGCAUUUGAUACAGAAACCAUGCCCAUAUUUUAUCAUCCAACAUUUCAACAAAAUCAACAGUAUAAUCAAAGAUAUCCAAGAGGAGAAGAUCCCUUAGCAUCAACAACUGUUGAAAAACAAGUUCCUCUACCUCCACCUCCAAUUUCUUAUAAUGGAAAACCGUCGUUGUUACAAGUAGCUUUACGUGGAAAAAGAUAUAAUAUGAAAAAUGUUUUAUUAUUUGAUUUGCAAGAAUUGUUCGAUCAACAAAAUCCUUACUAUCGUCCUACUGAAGUUGCCGUUCGUGUACAACGUUUAAUUACACUUAUAUUUAGCCAUAGCAAAGCAAGUAAAUUAAGUCAUUCAUUAGCAACAGAUCUAGCACAACUGAAGUGUUCAUAUGAUGAUGAGUGA
Molecule: messenger RNA, 1125 nt
Organism: Didymodactylos carnosus
Lineage: Eukaryota; Metazoa; Rotifera; Eurotatoria; Philodinida; Philodinidae
Source: the annotation of a GenBank genome assembly